UGGUAUGCAUCAAUCAACUUGUACCAUCUGCUCCCAUGAAACAUUUUGCUACUGUAUAUGUCUAUGAAACGUUUUCUAUAUCUUGAGAAAGUCACAAUAUAUACUGAAGGCAGGUUUAGUAAAAAUUUAUGGGAAGUUGAUCGUAUGAAUGGAUCCUUUGUUCAUCAUUUCCUAUUCAUCACUGGGCUUAUUGGCCGUUUCUACUUUGGUCCUAAUAUUCUGUCGGAAAGAUUAUUAUUAUUUUAUCUACAAUCAUCGGGUGCUCCAUGUCGUCGGUAUGGUGUUUAGCGCUUCCAUGACGAGCUAUGCGAUUACAACUGUAUUAAUAUGGUAUUUUACAGAUAAUGGAAUUGAUCUUGUGACGUCUGCAGUUUUGAUGAACAUCCAAAGUUCAUUAUCAUCAUUUUCGGUCAUACUCAUGGCUCACGCAGCUCAUUCGUUUGUUGGAAGAUUCCGAACACUCUUGUUUUCAACCACUGCAUAUAUCGGCGGCUUGAUGCUUUUCUGGAUGUUCAAUCCAUAUGACGUGAAAUGGCUUGUAGUGGUUGCACUAGUUCUCCUUGCUCUUGGAACAUCAGGAGCCAAUGUUUUACGGGAUGUACUUAUCGACCUGGUCCAUGACAUUGAUAAAUCAGAGGACCGAACUAAAACAAGAUCUAUUGCACGUGCAACAAUCUGGUUGCGUAUAGCAGGUGUGCUUGGUGUCAUUUCAGCUAUAUUAUGGGUUGCCACUGAUGCUCUUGGGGGGGUUCGUCCAUCUUGGAGAAGUUCAUUCAUGAUUUGUAUAAUCACUAUAACUACCGUUUUGAUGAUUUUCUGCAAAGGACAUAAUGUCUAUCAUCAGGAUGCCUUGACUGAAAGACCCGUUGAGAUCUUCUUUCGAGUGUUUCGUGCUCGUAUUCAGAAGCUACUCAAGGUCGACAACUCACGGUGUUCAACGAAUACUUUAGGACAAGACAGAUCACUCCAACAGAAUUUAGGAAUCGAAAUGACAACAAAUGAAGGGAUUGCACAGGAAAGAUCAGUACUACGUUUAAAUAUGAUAGGGCUUGAAGAUAGAGAGAGUAGUUCCUAUAAACAAGAAGAUAUGGUAGUCAUAAAGAGGCUUUUAAGGAUGUUUCCCAUGUGGGGAGUGUUUAUGGUGGUGUGUGUAAUAUCAGCAACAGGUAAUACUUUCUUUCUUCAGCAAUAUAGCUACCUAAAUCCUGACAAAAUACCAAUCCAGAUAUACAACUUGGUUCAAGAUUCCUCAAGCUUUCUUAUCCCGUUUCUGUAUCGUGCGAUUUGUGAUAUACGCUGGAUUAGCAGUGUCGGUAAAAACGAGAAGGUAAAAAUUGGUGUUGGGAUGAUUUUUGCAAUCAUAAGUUGUGUUUCGGCGUGGCAACUAGAGGUUCACAGGUUAAAAGCAGUCAAGACUCUGCCUGAAGAUGAAAAUACUUCCAUAAGUUUUCUUUGGUUAGUGCCUCAGUUCUGCAUGCUUGGAUGCAUGGAAGGACUUACUGGGGAAGGGUUGUUAAAUUUCUACAAGUCACAGAUUAAAGACGAGCCCAUAAGGAGUUAUGGGGAGGAAUACAUUGAAAUAGUUCAUGGCUUUGGAAAGUUGCUUAACAUUUUUCUCAUCUUAUUGCUUAAAAGCCAACGAGAAUGGUUCGGCGAUACAAUCAACGAGAGUCGGGUAGACAAGUAUUAUAGACUCUUGAUAUAUGCUUGCUCAACAAACUUCAUAAUCUAUUGUUGCACUGCCAAAUUCUUUUACAAGGAUACUGAACAACACCAAAACUCGGAUAGUCAUGAUUUGCAACAUGAUUAUCGAUCGGGAUGAUGAGCUAGCAAUAAGAUUUUAUGCAUCUACCGGUAGUAAUGAUGCCGAACAAAACCAAGAUCCAGGUCUGGCUCGACAACAAUCUCUAUGUGAUGGUUAAAUUUAUUGUAUUUAUCUCAUCAUGUUAGUUUAUGUUUUGAGAACCUGUUUCAAAUCUUGCUACUACUGUUUGUUAAAUUAGUAUUCUCGACUUAUGUUUAAUGUAAAUACUUACGUUAUAUCUGAAAGGUUUUGUC
This is a messenger RNA of Cynara cardunculus var. scolymus (artichoke), 2058 nucleotides long. Its product is annotated as protein NRT1/ PTR FAMILY 5.7-like. Lineage: Eukaryota; Viridiplantae; Streptophyta; Magnoliopsida; Asterales; Asteraceae. Bases 149 to 1822 code for a protein of 557 amino acids. The record is from RefSeq and is a predicted model, not a curated record. Gene Ontology annotation, molecular function: transmembrane transporter activity. Gene Ontology annotation, biological process: transmembrane transport. The transcript has 4 exons. Gene Ontology annotation, cellular component: membrane.